AUGUAUGAAAGUAUUCAAAGAGAGGAGUUGUUUGCUAUUUGUUCAAUUUUCCCGGAUUUGAUAACUUCCGUCCAUGGGAUCAAGAAAUUGCAGAUACCUGUUAAUUCGGUCCGCGAUCUCGAUAAAGCAAAUUUUCCUGUACAAGUCAGUUUAAAGAUCAGUUCAAUCAUACGUCCAAGUGGCUUAAGGAAAGUAGUGAUCAUCCGCUUGUCUUGCAGUCCUACAUAUCCAGAAACAAUUCUCAACUUUCGUAUCAAAGGAGACAAACGAGUCACUAAAACACAAAUAAGUGCUCUUCACGAUAUUCUUCAGCAAUUGGUUGAAACAAUGAGAGGCCAGAUAUGCAUGAAAGAGCUGAUUGAGGCUACUCACGACUUCCUAAAGUCAUUGUCGACAACCGUCAUUGAUUCUCAAACACUAAGAAAUGAACAAGAUCUCAAUUUAAGAAGUGAUGAUAAUCUAGUACCUAAGUUAAGAAUGACAAAAAAAGAGAUUGAACAUAUUGAUGAGGCUAUCCAGUGGCGCUUAUCAUUAAAUGAUUCAGAAGUUCAAAGAAAAAGAGAAGAAUAUCAGCUAUCUGAGGUUUUUUGUCAAUCAGAAGCUCAUAGAUCUGAUACUCAAACAUUAUCGGUGCAUUUAGAUUCUCAUAUUCAACAACCGUCCUAUCCAGACGUGACUGAAGGAUGUCCACUGAACAGACAUAUGUCAAUUUGCUCUCUGAAAAUGUUAUGCAUAGAAAACUGUAAAAAACUGAAAAAAUACACGAAUGUUGAACAGUAUAAAUUAGCUCACAAAUCACUCGAAUCCAUUUUCAUCGAGGUUCAGAGAGGAUGUUGUGCUGAUGGACCUCAUGAUCGAUCCAAUGUUCUCAGUACAGAUAUUUUCCCGUGUGUUUGCUAUUUCGAUGGAUUGGAUGUAAAAACUGGUGCUUCAAUUCAGUUGCAUGAAUGGAUUUUUCACAUCAAUAGUGCCUACUCAACUAACAAUAACUUUCUGGAUAAUUUCCUUACUCAGGUAGCCUAUUUUGCCCGACAAGAUAAGCAUCCAAAUCUGUGUAGAAUCUUAGGUGUUGAAUGUACCAGAAAUUUACCUGCUUGUGGUAUUGAUAUUAGUGCCUAUAAUCAGAACAUGGAGAAAUUAUGGGAGAACUGGGAUGUUGUUCGUUUGAUUACCGAACGUCCAAAAGGCUCAAGUUUGGAAUCUGUCGGAGCUGGAGUACUUCCAUUCGCUAAUGAAAAACUUGAUCCUAACUUACUCUACGUUUCUCUUCCUAAAGUUCUUGAAAUCGAUGAUAAUAAAUUGAUAUGGUUACGUUAUAUAAUAGAUCAAAUCGUUAGUGCUGUUUCUUGGCUUCAUACCUAUUCAUUUGUGCACAGAAAUUUACAUCCAUCGAAUAUAUUUGUGGACAAAUCAGGUCACGUCACACUAUGCAGAUAUGAAUUUUUUGCAAGACUUGAUCAAGUCGUUUCCGAAAAUCUAAAACAACUAGGUGUUCAGUUACCACCAAAAGUAUAUCAAAAUUCUGUUCACUACUUUGGACGUUCGGUACAACAAAGAGAUCUUCAUCAACUCGGUCUUGUUAUACUUCAUAUUCUUAUUGGUCCAUUACCUCAUACUAAUUCAAGUCAACUAAAUUUAAUAAUAUCUAAAGUGUUGGACAGUCUAAAAUCAACUCAACCGAUAUUUCGAGACUUUUUACAAACAUGUUUAUCUACUCAUCAUAAUGAUCAUGCAUCUAUGAUUAAUUCUCUAAUGUCACAUCAAUUCUUGCAUGACUCUAUUCCAUGUAAUUUCUUGUCCACCAAAUCGACCAAAACAGAAGGGAUUUCAAGUGCAAUGACUAGAACACCAGGGCAGAUCAGUACUUUAAACAAUCCAGAUGUGCAAACUGUUGAAGGGAAUGUAACUCCUAAAUGCCCUCGAUUGUUUGAAGAUUUUACUGAUUUUGUUCUAAUUGGAAAAGGUGGUUUUGGUUGUGUACUGAAGGCUCGGAAUAUUAUUGAAGACCGUGAUUAUGCUAUCAAAUGUGUAAGAGCAUCUAGAAGUCAAACAAAUACAUUAUUUCGUGAAAUUCGUACUCUUUCGGGUUUACAACAUGAAAAUAUAGUUAGAUAUUUCACAUCCUGGCAAGAUACAUUCACUGAACCACUUCCUCAUAAAAAUAUGCCAUGCUCUGAUUGGAAUAAAAAAUGGGAUGAUUCGAAAUGUCGUAACGGUAAAAGCACUUCUUUUUGUUCGGAAGAUAAUAAAGAAGAAGAUAGUACUAAUCAUCAUAUGUACAGAAACCCAGUGACACACAAAUCCCCAAAACCCUGUACAACUCCCACACAUAUUAACGCUACACUUGACGAGCUAACUGAACUUGUUACAAAUGGUAUUAAUUUCGAUAAUUGUAUACUUAAGAAUUCUUCCGAUCAUUUAAAUGAUGAAUCUUGGUAUAUAGGAACAAAAAAAUCAACAAACGUAGUUCGUAAUAAUUUUUUUCGAGUUCCUGGAGAAAGUAGCGAUGAGACCGAGCAUAUAAAUGAUUUUUCAUCUUCACUCACAUCACUAUCAUGUUCAUGUGCAUCUUCGGAACUUUCUGAUUCAUCUACUGAGUUUGCAGAUACUUAUGUUAAUCAUCAAAAAACAAGUGAUACGUUCGUGAAUAAAAAUGCUUCUAAUGUUGACGAUGAUUCACAGGACAAUAAGAUUGAGAAGUCUGUACGAGAAUAUCGAUAUAUUAUCAUUCAAAUGGAAUUAUGUCCAUCCAAAUCAUUGAGAUAUGUGAUUGACUUUGAAAAUUUAUCAUGCAGUCCAGAUAGAGCAUGGAGUUUGUUUCGUGAAUUGACAGAUGGAUUGGCAUACAUUCAUUCAAAAGGUGUUAUUCAUAGAGAUUUGAAACCAGCCAAUAUUAUGUUAGAUUCUAAUGAUCAUGUGAAAAUUGUAGAUUUCGGCUUGGCCACACGGACUGUACAGGAAAAACUAAUGAAUGCACGCCAAGCUGUUGCAGCUGAAUUUCAUAAAUGUAAUAAACAGACAGAAUGCUUAGAUUCUAUACAACAGUUUUCACCAGUUGCACAUGAAGAUAUACCGAAUUCUACAGGCCAGAAUGAAAAUGCUGCGAAGUUCUACGAUCAUUCCAUGACUCACAACGUUGGCACCUUCUUAUAUAUAAGUCCUGAAGUUUUACUUUUGGAUUCUCAAAAAAAUCGUGUUUAUGAUGAGCGGGUUGAUAUCUACAGUUUGGGAGUAAUUCUUUUUGAAAUGUUUUAUCGUGCUAUGCCAACGGCAAUGGAACGUGUUUUAAUUCUUACUGAAUUAAGGAAAGAAAAGAUUAUCUUUCCAAAAGAUUGGUCUCAAGAUGAACUUGUCAAUCAAACCUGGUUAAUUCGUACUAUGCUUCAACAUGAUCCAUCUAAAAGGCCAAGUGCUUCUGACCUACUAACUUCUUCACGUGUCCCACCAUUCAAGUCGACUGAAGCAGCAUUUAAAAAGCAACUUAUUGAAAUUUGUAAAACUCCCGAUAGCAAUUUAUAUCGUUUUGUUACUCAUACACUUUUUUCUCAAGCUUGUUCAGGAGCAUCAGAUUUACUAUAUGAUUGCAACACAUGGAUAACAUCAAUUCAACAAGAUAUCAAUCAAAAUGAUGGAAGUGUUUUAUCACAAUUAUUGAAUAAAGAUUGUUUUAUGCAAGAAGAUCCAAAUCGUGUAUUAUAUAAUUUUUUUAAAACACGCAGAUUUAUUACACAUGUUGUGGAGACUUCAUUCAUCGCACAUGGUGGUGUUCUGUUGGAAUCGCCUACACUUGUUCCAGUGAUUCACAGACCUUAUCAAACAUCAUGGUUUAGCCAGUCAAAACAGGAUAACAGUGAUAUGUUUGAUGUGAAUGAUAAUCAAGAUACUGAGUAUUGGGAUCGUUUAUCAGCGGCUCCUGUCUUGCUGGAUGAAAACGGUCUACCUGUUCGUUUGCCUGAUUCUUUACAUAUACCAUUUGCGCGCUAUCUGGCUCGAUCGGGAUCAAUUUUGCUUGAAAAUAGAAAUGAAUCGGAUCCACUGAAGCGAUAUGAAUUUGGACGAACUUACCACAGUUCUUCAGUUUCAAAUUCUAGCGGACCCCAUAUGUUAUUUGGUUGUCCGAUAGAAGUUAAUCGAGCAACGUUUGAUAUUGUUUCGCUAGAAAACAGCACUUACUGGGCUGUGGAAUUGUUUAUCAUCUUACGUGAAGUGACAAGUAAACUCUUUCGCUCCAAAGAAGUAACAUUUUUCCUGUAUGUAAAUCAUACCAACCUGAUCAAAGCAUUAUUUAAACUAUCUGGAAUUCAAUCUGGAUCUCGUGCAACUGUUUGGCGUCAUUUAUCGGAAGCAAAUGCUGAUCCAAAACCUGUUAAUCCAUCUACAUAUUCAUCUUUUUUUACUUCAUUGAAUUGCCCUACCACAUAUUCUGCAACAACACCUUACUCUUCUUCAUCUUCUAAUUAUUCAUCAUCGGUAUCAUCAAGAUUGAAUGAACCGACACGUUCGCUCAUUUUACCUGAAUAUUUAACAAGUAAACCCCGUGGACAUGCACAAAAGCGUUUUAUGAAAAUAAUUCGUCUGGAAUCUUCACACAUUUACCAUAUACGUGAAGUAUUUACACAGCAUUCAGUUCAACAAUGUCAUGCAGUUAGUAAAUUAGUAGAUGGUGCUGUUAAAUUAUUGGAAGAGUUAGCAGAUAUUUAUACAAAAUUUGAUUGGUCAGAAAGAUUUCAUCUUCGAUUUACUCCCGGAUUAGUUCUACCACAUCAUAUGUACAGUGGCUUGAUUUUUCAGUUGGUCGCACUAGGGGAUUUAUCCCCGAAAUCAGUUGUACCCAGUUCCUCUACUUCCGUCUAUUACCCACGUCAGGUUGAAGUGAAUUCUAAAGUAAAUAUCAAUACAACCGCACCUACAAUGAUGUAUGUUUUAGGACAAGGAGGCGAGUAUAACCAUUUAAUCGCUAAACACUGUGUACAGAAGGAAUUCUGUACUAUUCGGUUACCAAGAAAAAUAUCUAGAUGUAGUUCUACAUCUAAUAAUUUGAAUAUAACUGCAUUGACUAUAGAUAAGUGUCCUUAUGCAAUUGGUUUAAGUUUGGAUAUGGAUAAAUUAGUGUAUUGCUACAUGACUUCUGUCUGCAAGAGCCCCACACAAGUUUCGUAUAAUUUAUCUGAUUGCAUUAUAUUCAAUCCUAAAUGGCGCAUACUACUUGGAUGGGAAUCACGUACUGUUGAAACUCUUCAUGAUUUAUACACUUGCCCAUUUCGUAACCCUACAACUAAUUAUAUUCGUCGAUCUGGUCUAGGAUCUAGUCAACGUUCAUUGAGUGAAUGCGGUACCAAUACCCCGUGCAGUGCUACGAAUCCGACAUCACCUAAUAAUUGUGCAUCUGAUGUCUCAAACUCUCCUAACAAUAUAUCGUUGUCUUACUCCGGUACUUCGGGUACGGUGAAUCCAACUUUAUCAUCGGAAUCAUUUGUAUUAACUCAGAAUGUUCUGAAAUUAGCGUUUCAUUUAGCUCAAAUAUUUUGGAAUUUAAAUUGGACAUGUGAUUUACUAACAAAAGCAGGUUCAGACCUAGUACGUGAAGCUGAAGAUCGAGAAGUAGAAUAUGCUGUCCGGGUUAUUUUAGUUAAAUUAUCCACAUCUGCUGCAGCUAAUCUGCCACUUGAAUCGAAGCAUUUAUCUCUUGUAACCUAUCAAAUAUGGGCAAGACAUAAUGCCACUCCAAUAAGUGGACAGCAUGUCAUGGUUUUUGAAUUACGAAGAUCUGACCCAGAUUCUGUACUGAAUUAUUUUUAUUCACGACUCCCAACAAAUGUACGCCGACCUUCAGUUGACCUUGAUAAAAGUUCUUUGAUCAUGUCUUCAAAGAAUUCUACAGAACUAAUUCAUUAUUCUAAGGAUUUUCUAUCACACCCUAAUCCCGAAAAGACAAUCAUCUAUUGUCCUGGGAUAACGGAAUCCAAUUUACGAAUGCCUGAUCUGACAGAUACAAAAGAAAUGUCUGCAAAUAUAGUUAACACUUUACGUCGUAGUUCUAACAGAUAUAGACAAUAUUCAAAGCAUUCUAAACGUACUUGA
Schistosoma turkestanicum is the source of this 6081-nucleotide messenger RNA. The record is from the annotation of a GenBank genome assembly. NCBI's taxonomy places the organism in Eukaryota, Metazoa, Platyhelminthes, Trematoda, Strigeidida, Schistosomatidae.